This is a messenger RNA of Sinocyclocheilus rhinocerous, 1505 nucleotides long. Its product is annotated as organic cation transporter protein-like. The coding region runs from base 264 to 1505 and encodes 413 amino acids. Gene Ontology annotation, molecular function: transmembrane transporter activity. Gene Ontology annotation, cellular component: membrane. Gene Ontology annotation, biological process: transmembrane transport. The transcript has 7 exons. The record is from RefSeq and is a predicted model, not a curated record. NCBI's taxonomy places the organism in Eukaryota, Metazoa, Chordata, Actinopteri, Cypriniformes, Cyprinidae.
UCCGUCUCUUCUUCUCCCUCCCUCCCUCUCUCUCUGCUACAGGUGUGAGGAGACCUACACCAGUCCCUCCUAGCCGUGUCCAGACCUUCAUUUCAUAGCAUUGAUAAUAUCACAUAAUACUGACCUGACGUCAUCUAGAGCAUUACGCGCAUGUAAACUUACACACCAACUUCUGUUGUGUCCUAAGACUCGUGGGCCCAGUCAUCAUCACCUGAAUAGACACUGUGUAAGUUUUCAUGAAGUGACAUUCAAGGAAAGGCAGGAUGAAUUUUGACGAAGUCCUGGACCGGAUUGGAGGGUUUGGACGCUUCCAGAAGACCCUUUAUGUAUGGAUCUGCCUGCCACAGAUCUUCUUGGCCUUCCACAUGUUGGUGUCUGUCUUCACUGGGGCUGUACCCCCUCACCUGUGCAGAUCCGCCUGGCCAGCGGGCGACAGUGGUGGCACCGGGUUGGGCUUCAACUUCAGCAUUGCUCCUGGGGAGUCCUGCACGUCCUUUCAGGAUGGCCCUCUGUCCCAGCUUAAUCACAGUCUACCAAUUACUGAGCACUCGUCCACCUCAAACGGCUGCACGGGAGGAUGGGAAUUCAGCAAGGAAGUCUUUCUCAGCACUGUUGUCACAGAGUGGGAUCUUGUGUGUGAAAAUGCCACUUUGAACAACAUUGGAUCUUCUAUCUAUAUGUUUGGGCUCCUGGUUGGAGCAGUUCUGUUUGGUGCCCUUGCUGAUAAGUAUGGCCGCAGAAUGAUCAUAUUGAUUGGUUUAGCAGCACAGGCCAUCUUUGGAGUGGGGGUUGCUUUCGCCCCAAAUUUCUACAUAUACGUCCUGCUUCGCUUCGUGGUGGGCAUGACGAUUUCCGCAGUGAUCAUGAAUGCAUUCGUGUUGGGCACUGAGUGGACGGGCCCCAAAAAGCGCAUGUUGGCAGGUGUCAUCACAGACUACUUCUUUGGUUUUGGCUACAUUCUGCUUGCAGGGGUGGCCUACCUCAUCCGAGACUGGCGUAAGCUGCAGUUGGCCAUAUCUGCCCCAGGCUUCCUCUUCCUGUUCUACAUCUGGGUGCUUCCUAAGUCUGCUCGUUGGUUAAUGGCCAAUAAGAAGCAUGAAGAGGCGCUGGAUCUGAUUCGUAAGGCAGCACUUAUUAAUGGCAAAUCUCUGGUAGACGGUGACAUUGAGGUUUGUCAGAGCUCUAAAAUCUCAGAGAAACUGCAAGACCUGAGGAAGUACACUGUCAUAGAUUUGGUCCGAACACCCAGAAUGAGGAAACAGUCCCUCAUUCUCUUCUACUUGUGGUUUGUGAAUGUCCUGGUGUACUAUGGGCUGUCACUCAAUAUUUCAGACUUUGGAAUGAAUAUCUACCUGACACAGAUGAUCUUUGGCUUGGUGGAAAUGCCAGCACGUACCAUUACUCUCUUCACCCUAAACCGCUCACGCAGGAUAUCCCAGUUAGCAUUCUUGGCAGUAGGCGGCCUGGCCUGUCUUCUUACCAUAUUCAUUCCAGAUGGUAGGUGA